Molecule: messenger RNA, 2511 nt
Organism: Temnothorax curvispinosus
Lineage: Eukaryota; Metazoa; Arthropoda; Insecta; Hymenoptera; Formicidae
Product: protein claret segregational-like
Exons: 5
Coding region: 387-2414 (675 amino acids)
Biological process (GO): microtubule-based movement
Molecular function (GO): ATP binding; microtubule binding; microtubule motor activity
Source: RefSeq, a predicted model, not a curated record
GUUGAAGUGAUGCACGAAUCGGUACCCGUAUCUCUCAUUGGUCGAUAUCAAUAUACCACACCACAACAGAUUCAAGUUUAAACGAAGCUAUUGCUAACCGCCGCUGCUGGCCACUGCCAAGAGUCCCGAGGCUGGCCGAAGCUUUACACAAGGAAAACGUUCUGUGUGCUGUUUUCUCCGUUUUUGUGAUCCAGCUGUGAUCUAUUUCAUCUAUUCGUGAUUGACGGAAAUUGUUUCUCUCGUGCAAAUCGACGUUCUAGUUCGUAAAGUGAAUAAACAUGUCAAUGUUACGUGAACUUUAGGUAAUUCUACGACGUAUAAUAAGUAGAGGAUUGUUAGAGUGUACUGUUAUAUUGAAGAACUGAUUGUAUAUUGUGAGCGACGAGAUGGAAUCUCGUUUACCAAAACCAAAAAUAGUAAUAAACAGAGCGAUUAGUGUAGCGGAUAUAACUGCCAAGAAUAAUAAUUAUAAGACAAUCAAAAAUAGCAACAAUAUGUCAGCGUCGACCGCAACCUCAACGUCGACAUCAACGUUAACAUCAACAUCGACGUCAGCUUCAACAUCCUCGGGUUUUGGCAGUGUGAAAUCUGUAAACGAGAACAAACUAUCGGUCAAACAACCCUUAGUUCGAUCAAAAACGUUAUCCACAAUUACACGACCAAACAAUGUAAAGGCGAUAAAACGAACAGGUACUAAUAUUACACAUGGAGAAUCAAAGAAGCCUUUUGUUGCUAGACCUGUUGCUAAAGCACUAAUGAACAAGCCAACUAAUAAUGCAUUAAUGACUAAUAAUACAGCGAACAGAAUGAACAAAGGUAUCCAAAAUGACGUAGAUAAGGGAGGCAAGAUUAAAAAAUGGGACUUACGAGGUCGUUUGGCCCAUACAAGUGACAAACUAUCAGUUGAGCAACAAAAAAAUAAAGACUUGGAAUCAAAAUGUAAUGUGCUUCAAGAAAUGGCAAAUACUUUACAAACUAGUGAAACUGCAUGUAAAACUAAAGUAGAAGAACUCGAGGUUUUAAAUAAUACCUUGACUAAUGAGCUUCAGACCUUAACAGUGGAAAUAGUUGCCAUUCGAAAAAAUGAGAAAGAUUUAGCGAAACGCUUACAAGAAUCAGAAGAAUCGCGUACAAAUCUUUCGCGGGCUUUGAACGAAAUUCAAGAAAGAUCUAAAACACAAGAGGUAUUAAUUUCAGAGCAGACUCAGCAAUUGAUAACUUUAAAAACAGAUUUAGAAUUACAAAAGGAAAUAAACAAAGAUUUAAGUACCAUCAAAGAAGAAUUGCAAACUUUGACUCAUAAGAUGGAUAAAGAACGCAGGAUAUUGCAUAAUGUCAUCCAAGAAUUAAAGGGCAAUAUAAGGGUCUUUUGCCGCGUGCGUCCACGGACGCCGAAAGAAACUGAGCAGAUGAAAGCGUUGUGUAAUAUAAGCUUCAUUGACGAUUGUACUAUUGAAGUAGGUAAAUCGGAUGGAUCAGAUGCAAUGAGCUGCAGUGGAAAGCAACGAGGAACAAAACAAGAAUUUUCAUUUGAUAAAGUAUUUGCUCCCAAUGCUUCGCAAGCAGAUGUGUUCGAAGAAUUAUCCCUUUUAGUACAAUCAGCACUUGAAGGAUAUAAUGUUUGUGUAUUUGCUUAUGGUCAGACUAGUUCUGGCAAGACAUAUACUAUGGAAGGAGAAUGUGGAUUACAGACUGAAGGCAUGAUACCUAGAACAGUACGUCAUAUAUUUAAAGAAAUGAAACAGUUCGAACUUCUUGGUUGGGAAUAUCGAAUAGAAGCAAGUUUUCUGGAAAUUUAUAACGAGCAUAUCGUUGAUCUUCUCGAUUCUGAACCAAAAACACACGAAAUACGAAUGGUUGACAAUAAAGGUCAAGAUUUAUACGUUAGCAACCUUCAGAUUGAAGAAAUACACAGUCCAGAAGAAUUACACGAAUGCCUACGAACUGCACAACGCAACCGAGCAGUUGCAGCUACUCAGUCAAAUGAACGAUCAUCCAGAUCUCAUUCAGUAGCAAGAAUACGCUUGAUUGGUACACAUGUUACGAAACAAGAAGUGUCAAUAGGAAAUCUGAAUCUAGUCGACUUAGCCGGGUCUGAACGUUUGAAAACUGAAGAAGCUGUUAGAACUGCAGAAACAAAGAAUAUUAACAAAUCUUUAGCCAAUCUUGGCAAUGUAAUUUUAGCAUUAUUGAAAAAACAGGAACAUAUACCUUAUAGAAAUUCUAAAUUGACUCACCUGCUUAUGCCUUCUCUAGGAGGCAAUUCAAAAACUUUGAUGUUAUUAAAUGUAUCUCCAUUAGACGAAUGUUAUAACGAGACAUUAAAUUCGUUGAGAUUUGCUAGUAAUGUCAAUAAUUGCAAGACUGGAAGUAUUAAACGAAGCCGAAUGAUUUUACAGAAUACGACUAACUGAAUUUGGACGUGUUAAGUCUGAUUAUAGAGUAGUGUCAAAUUAAAUUUUUUAAUGUUUUAUUUUUACAUGAUUAACAUUUCUUUUACAAUUACAAAUG